This is a messenger RNA of Amyelois transitella, 1033 nucleotides long. RefSeq lists its product as uncharacterized. The transcript has 10 exons. The coding region runs from base 110 to 1033 and encodes 307 amino acids. The record is from RefSeq and is a predicted model, not a curated record. Lineage: Eukaryota; Metazoa; Arthropoda; Insecta; Lepidoptera; Pyralidae.
CAACGCAAAUAAUGCAAUAAGUUGUUAGUAGGUAAUUAUGUCACGAUUUUUUUAAGGCAUAACAUACUUACUUAAUCACCGAUAGAUAUAUAAUAAAUUAAUGUGAAUAAUGUGUUCAAGAUUAAAAUUUGAUUUAAUAAUACUAGUGUUGUGUGUUAAUUUUCUGUCCGUUCUUGCCAACGAUGACGGGAUCAUUUGCGGGUCGUCUGGUGAUCCGAUCACUUAUUGGGAAGAUAAUCCACCAGAUCCACCAAAACUUUAUUGUGUAAUUGGCGACGAAAUAAAUUUGACUGUCAAGCAACAUAACGUUCCAAAAUAUUUCAAUAAAUUUCUCAUUAAAAAUUUCGUGCAAUACGAUGUGUCGAAACCCCCUUUAUAUGAGGAUGUCAGUGGUGAUUAUCAUUAUAAUGAGGAACGGACAAGGACAAUAAAUUUAAAAAUAAAAAUUACGAAUAAAUCAUUGUUAAGCCACGUCUUAGAUGUGAGGUUUUUAAAUAAAAGUCACAAAAAAAAAGAAAUUUAUAAACUUAGUAUUUCGCCUGUUCCUAACAAUUGCGUCGUUCAUCAUGUGGUUUAUGCUAUAGAUUGGAAAAAUGGAUGUAAUUAUGUAGACAUAGAAGUUAAACAGUUCCAAACUCCCUCUAUAACAGGAGUAGAAUAUAAGUCUGAAAAGGAGAAAUCAUACAAUAUUUCAUCACCAGCGUUUACAGAGAAAACUGAUAAAUUCAGCUCUCCAAUGAUAAUUGGAAUAACGUUACUAGUAAUUUUGGUGACGCUCACAACUUUAUAUUUACUUCAUAAAUGUAGAAAUUGGAAGGAGUCGGGAGAACCACUUUAUGCUGAAAUACAGUACGCCGAAUUACAACUAAAUCAAGCCAAUAUGUCUCGUCUUACACCAAACGAUGUAACCUACAGUCAAAUAAAGGGAGUUCUCAUUGCGAACCCAUGUCAAGUUGGACGGAAAUCUACAACCAACGUUGGAUCAAACGAAAGGAAUAUGACCAAUAUUGGAACAAAUCCUCAAACCAGCUGA